This is a messenger RNA of Scophthalmus maximus (turbot), 2699 nucleotides long. It is a transcript of the gene plekhg7, whose product is annotated as pleckstrin homology domain containing, family G (with RhoGef domain) member 7. The transcript is spliced from 17 exons. Bases 306 to 2507 code for a protein of 733 amino acids. The record is from RefSeq and is a predicted model, not a curated record. Gene Ontology annotation, biological process: Rho protein signal transduction. Gene Ontology annotation, molecular function: guanyl-nucleotide exchange factor activity. Lineage: Eukaryota; Metazoa; Chordata; Actinopteri; Pleuronectiformes; Scophthalmidae.
CUCCCUCCCUCUCCCUCCCUCUCUCCCUCCCUCCUCCUCUUCCUCUUCCUCUCUUUCCGUGAGGUUGACGUCGAGCCUCCUCACCGUCCCUCCGGCAGCGCGACUCUCCGGGCGGGUCACACUUCGCUCCAGCGCCGCGGCCGGUCAAGUCGUCGACUAGGGCUGGAGAAGUGAACGGUGUGAAGAGUGUUGGAAUGCGACAGGAUUAUCAUCUGACCUUAACCCAGAGGAGGCGAACCAAGCGGCCCACUGGAUCACACGUUUUUUCCUGAUCCGUGCUGCACCAUAAUGCCUUUGAGGCAACAAUGUCGUCUACGCUGAAGCACGUCAUUCUGCAGGGUAAAGACGAGGACGUCGAGAAGACGCUGGGCUGGAGUUACAUCGAGUGGGUUGAAAAUGAAGUGGCCGCCCCGGGCGUGGCGAAUGCACAGACUCAAACGGACCCGGGGCCCGUGGAGCACAAGGAGAGUCAGACCAGCAGCCCGGUCAUCGUGCACAUAGAUCUCACUCGGACACACUCCAAGCUGAGACAUUCGUCGCUGGUGGACAGUGACGGCUUGGUCGCCCCCUUGUUCCAGUUCGACCGGCAGGCCCCCGCCCGCAUCUCCACGUCGCCCACUUUGCGGCGGAUGAGGAGCACCCGACGUCCUCUGAUGGACUCUCGGGACCCUGUGAAGAUGGGGAGCACACAGGAGGAGCCCUCUCCUGCCAACGCGCCAUCCCCCAUGGCCACAGUGUCCCCAGCACACAGAGCCAUGUCUCCCCUUGCAGCGCCCCCCCUCUCCGACGGGGAGAUCAGUCACGAUCACCAGCCCAUUUCAUCCUCUGGCCGACAGAGGAGCAGAUCAUAUAGAUCAGAGACGUUUGACAAUGGCGUCUCUUCCAGCAGUGCUCAUCCCACUCUCAUGAAGGAUUUUGGAUUUCCCGAUGGGGAAGCACAGGAGAAAGACGGCUGCUAUUCGAGGCUUCAGGAGCGAAGACGGAGUUCUGUGGUGGUCAGCCUGCCCGGAUUGGACAUUUCACCGGGAGACCUUUUUGUGUCCAAUGGAGCAGCUGGCAUUUUAAGUGGUAUACACUUCUCUGAUACUAAGAAGUCAAAGUGGCCUUUUUCGAGGCGCAGUACGACCAAAGGGAAGUCGCAGACGGGCACAGUGUCGGAUUUAGAAAAAUAUCUCUCAACUGCAGAGAUUCAAGACUGGAGAAACUGCGACCUUCAGAAGUAUAAGGACUACUCUCUGGCGGAGUUCCUGCGGGACCAGUCUUCCCCGGUGAGCACCACCUCUUGUCCUCAGGGCUUCAAGAGACAAGAGGCCAUCUGGGAACUCUUCACUAGUGAGUGCGUCUACUUCCUGGAUCAGCUCAUGGUUCUCAAAGAGGUGUUUUUGGCCACGCUCACAAACCUGCAGGUGAGGAACUUCCUGACUGACGUCGACACCUGGAGGCUGUUUGCGAACCUCAACGAGCUUUGCCUGGUGAGCUUUGGUUUCCUGAACAACCUCCUGCGCGUCACAAAGGACACGUUGGAGAUUACCGAGGGUGGCGGGUCCACCCUGCUGGAGCUGCUGAGCAAGGCCUUCCAGGAGAGCAUAUGUCACUGCCUGCAGACGUACUGCCUCAACUACUCCACGGCUCUGCUUUAUCUGGAAAGCCUGAAGGCCCGGGAGGACUUUGGAUCGUACGUGAAGUGGGCUGAGAGGAACGAGCAGUGCCGGAGGCUGCAGCUGCGGGACCUGUUGGUCGUGCCUCUGCAGAGGCUCACUCGAUACCCGCUGCUGUUGCGGAAUAUUGCGAAGAGAUAUCAGACGGACGACGAGACCAGAGGCCUGCUGGUUAUAGCAGAGCAAGUAGACACUUCUAUAUGUGAUUUAGAGGGAAAGGUCAAAUGGCUGGAUAACUACCAGAAGGUGAAACAGUUGCGAGAUGCCCUGGUGUGGUUGCCUGUAUGGGAGAGAGACAAGCACUCCUUCAUCCCUGAGAAUCUGAAGCAUCUCCUGAAGACUGUCAUUUUGGAGAAUCUCAUUACUCACAGAAGUCUGCUGCACGAAGGGAAACUGGUGCUCACAGAGAACACAAAGCUGAUAGAUGUUUACCUCUUCCUGUUUGACGAAUUCCUGCUGAUCACAAAGAUAAAGAGAAACAAGAAGCGGUCCGUCGGCCCCGAGCAGAAUCCCCUGAGGCUGCCACAGAACCUGGAACUGGACCAGCUGCUGAAGGAGGGAUGCACCUUCACGGUUCUCGACCAGCCCGUCUCUGUGGACCGACUCCAGCUCAAGAACAUCGAUCAACUAAAUGCCUCAACAUCGGGGCUGCCUCACUCUUUCAUCAUCAUGCACCAGAACCGCUACCAGCAGUGCAUCGGUGCGUUCGUCCUGCAAGCUGCGUCAGAGUCUGCCAAGAAAGUAUGGAUGUCAAAGAUAGAGGGCGCUGUGAUGGCGCUGCUGAAGCUGGACUCUCAGCAGCCGCGAGUCAAGAGCUCCUCACUGUGGCUGGAGUCCUCACAGAUCUGACCGGUCAAACUCGCCAGGAGCCAUUUGAAGCCUCGUCACUGUCAACUGUGCACUUCACCGUCCCCCGUCCCCCCGACGUCAUGUAAAUGACUGUAGUUGCACUAGAAUCAUUUUGUAUACUUUAUGUUUGCCUUUUAAGGCAGAUGCUGCAGUAGUGUUCAAUAAAUUUACCUGAUUGUGGAGUAAAACGUU